AUGGAAACAAAUGUAAAAGUAGCGUUAAGAGUAAGACCUAAAUCCCAUGAAGAAUAUCUUCAAGGCGACGCAGUAUAUUGUGACGAAGAUCGAGUAAGAGUCCAUGAUGGAGAAAAGUUCCAUGAGUCUACUUAUCAUCAUGUUUUUGAUCAAAACUCAACCCAAGAAAACGUAUAUGAGUUCGUCGAAGAUAUUAUUGAAAGUGCAAAGCAUGGCUAUAGCUGCACAAUUUUUUAUAAUAACAAAAUUUUUCUAUAGGAGUUUUUCCCUAUAUGGCCCGAUAAGGGUCGUGGGUUCUCCAUGGAAUCCCUCUGCUGGUUGAACCAACCAGUGAAUUGGUCAAAUCAACGCAAUGAGUUGUUUUGACCAACAGAGGGAUUCCACGGAGAACCCACGGCACUUAUCGGGCCAUAUAGGGAAAACUCAUAUACUUAUGUUUUUUAGAAAAAAAAUAAAAAUAUUUUUUAAUACAAUUUUUACAUAUGGGCAAACUGGCUCAGGGAAAACAUAUACAAUGUUUGGCCCUGGCUGGGAAAUUGGACUCAUCCCAGAUUACUCGCAAUACGGUAUAAUCCCACGAAGUGUAAAUACCAUUUUCAGAGGUCAAGAUUCUCAGUCCACAAUUGUAUGCAGCUUAAUACAAAUUUAUAACGAAAAAUUGUAUGAUUUACUCCAAGAUGAUAGGAUGGAAAAACCAUUGAGAAUCCGAAUGGAUCAAACCUUUGGGGUUUAUGUGGAAGGGCUAAGUGAAUAUGUAGUCCAAACAGUUGAUGACUGUAUUGCUAUAAUAAGAAAAGCAGAAACAAACCGUGCUGUAAGAAAUAUACUUAUUUAAAUUAAAUUAAUUUUUUUGGCUUAAUCAAAUUUGACAUUAAAUUAUUUCUGAAUAAUAGUCUAAAUUCAGCCUAGCAAAGUAUACGAAAAUGAAUGCAAUGAGUAGCAGAUCCCACAUGAUUUUUCAAAUCGUGCUAGAAACUGACAAAGUGGACCGAGACGGCAAAAUCAAGCGAUCAAAAAUCAAUAUGUGCGAUCUUGCAGGCUCAGAAAGAAUUGACAAAAUGAGAGGGACUAAUAAAUCACAUCUCAGCGAAUUGACAAAUAUCAAUAAAUCUCUUUCUGUGCUCGGCAUCAUUAUUUCAGAAUUAGCUAAAGGGAAAACUAAAAGAUCCUUUAUUCCUUUCAGGAACUCCCAGCUUACAUAUCUGCUUAAAGAUUCAUUAGGCGGCCACACGAGAACUUGUCUUAUAGCUACAGUUUCUCCAACCUAUGAUACAGUUCAAGACACUCUUCAAACCCUUAAAUUCGCAAGCAAAGCCAAAGAAAUCAGUGUAAACGCUAAAACCAAUGAAAUUUCAGCUACAGACGAUAAACUGGUCCAAAGACUGCAAAGAGAAAUAAAAUAUUUAAGGGACAUUUUACAUAUAAAACAAACUGGAGGAGGGGUAAAAGAGCUUCAUCAGAAAUUAAUGAUACUCCAAGAGGAAAACGAAAAACUGAAAGAAAUGACUCAGAAUUUGACAAUUCAUGAUGUAGAAAUUCUGAAGCAAGAAAAUAAAACUAUGAAAUUACAGCUACAGCAGCUGACUGGGAAUAAUUUUUUUACUUUACCUCCUGAAGAGCCUGCGAAGCAGGCUCCUAAUGAUGAAAUCGACAAGUUUACGGAACGCUACCAUUCAGAGCACAGAGCCUCUAGUCAUAACUCUUCUGCUUCUUUAAAAACUUCAAGAACUCUUGGUACAACUCAGCUCACAAAAGAAAUAGAAGUCCGUGUAAGAGGUAGAAACAGCUCAGUAGGAAAACGAGUCACAAAUGUCCUCAAAACUUUUGACGAAGAAGAAAAAGAAAAGCAGCAAAGACAAGAAAACGUCAAAAAAAUGAGCCGAAUGAAAACAUUAGAACAAAUUGAAAGUUUUAAGCUUGCCAAAGCAAAAGCUGCUAUCCAAAAGCUUCAAGAAGAGAAAUAUAGAGUAAAAUUGAUUAUGGGGAGAACCCAAGACCAAAGACAAUGGUCAGAAAUGAACGUAAAAAAUCUCUCUGAUUUUGAAGAAGCUAGAAAACGAAUAGAAAGAGCAGAAUUGGAAAAGCAAAAAGCUCUGAUGGAAUUGCAUAAAGUAAGGUCUAAAAGAACGCAAGCAGUGUCACUAAGUCCAUUUAGAAAUGAUCAAGGAAACGGAGUCCUGAAAAAGUAA
Molecule: messenger RNA, 2189 nt
Organism: Blepharisma stoltei
Lineage: Eukaryota; Ciliophora; Heterotrichea; Heterotrichida; Blepharismidae
Source: the annotation of a GenBank genome assembly